AAGAACAACCUUCGAAGCUCACCAACAACAACUACAAGGUCCAACCUUCAAAGAAAAAAACAAAGCCAUGUUGUUCUUCUUCUUCUUCUUGUGAGCACAUAACAUCAAAUGCUGUUGUUAUUGCUCAUAUUCUUCUACUACUUCAUCAUCAUCACCGCUUCACCAAUUCCAACACCUUCUUCUUGCUCUUCUUAUGUUCUUUGACCAUGAUGAUGGAAGACCCAUCGGUUUCAUUGAGGAGCUCUGAUUCACUGGCAGCCACACUUGCAAAUUCAAUCCAAGCUUUGGGUCGUGGCUUUGAUGUAACAUCUGAUAUUAGGCUUCUAUACUGCAAAGGGGCACCAGGGUCGAGGCUUGUUCAUCUUGAUGAGGGGAAUACAAGGGAUCUUGCUGUUUCCCAUGGUGUUCUUGUUCCCAAUGUUUCUGUGGACAUUGAUUGCUCCUAUGGGAAUGGCAAGGGUGAUAUAAACAAGACCCCUGUGUGUAGCUUCCAUGAGAUGGCAAAAUAUUUCAAUGAGAAAUCAGGCGUUAAAGGACAAAUUCCACUUGGAAGUUUUAAUUCCAUGUUCAAUUUUACUGGCUCCUGGACGGUUGAUGCUGCAGCCACCAAAUCCCUUGCUAUGAUUGGAUAUUUCAUUCCACUGGUUGAAGUUAAAUUAACCAAACUAAGUUUGGAUUUGAAUGAUCAAGUCAAACGCGCUGUUCCUUACUCUUGGGAUCCAGCUUCCUUGGCAAGUUUUAUUGAGAAUUAUGGUACCCACAUUGUUACAUCUGCAACAGUUGGCGGAAGAGACGUAGUGUAUAUCAGGCAGCACCAUUCAUCUAGUUUGUCUGCCUCAGACAUUGAGAACUACUUAAAUGACAUUGGAAAUGAUAGGUUUCUUGAUGUCAAAAACACAUCUGGUUCUGGUCCUUUAAAGUACAAGGAGAAGGAUGUUACUGUGAUUUUUAGAAGGAGAGGAGGUGAUGAUCUUGAGCAAAGUCACACUAAAUGGGUGGAGACUGUUAAAUCGGCACCCGAUAUCAUUAACAUGACAUUUACUCCAAUUGUUUCCCUUCUUGAAGGAGUGCCCGGUGUAAAGCAUUUGAGCCGUGCUAUUGAUCUAUAUCUUGAGUACAAACCACCCAUUGAAGAUCUACAGUAUUUCUUGGAUUUCCAAAUUACUCGCGCUUGGGCACCGGAGCAGAACAAUCUACAAAGAAAGGAGCCCGUCUGUCCGACCCUCCAUUUCAGCUUGAUGGGACCAAAGCUUUAUGUCAGUCCAGAUCAGGUAACUGUUGGACGAAAACCUGUCACUGGGCUAAGACUUAGCUUAGAAGGCACCAAACUGAAUCGUCUCGCGAUUCAUUUGCAGCAUUUAGUCUCGCUCCCGAAAAACCUUCAACCUCACUGGGACACACAUAUGGCCAUAGGUGCUCCCAAGUGGCAUGGUCCUGAAGAGCAGGACAGCCGGUGGUUUGAGCCAAUUAAAUGGAAGAACUUCUCCCACGUAAGCACCGCUCCAAUCGAGUACACUGAGACUAGCAUUGGUGACCUCUCUGGUGUCCACAUUGUCACAGGAGCACAGCUUGGUGUUUGGGACUUUGGUGCCAAAAAUGUUUUGCACCUCAAGCUCCUCUUCUCCAAGGUUCCAGGAUGCACGAUACGGCGAUCUGUAUGGGAUCAUAACCCCUCUACUCCUGCAGCACAAAGAUCCGAUGGCGCAUCAUCAUCAGUAACAAAGAAAGCCUCUGAAGAUAAGAAGGAAGAUAGUUCAAUUCACAUUGGAAAAUUAGCCAAAAUUGUUGACAUGACAGAAAUGUCAAAAGGGCCCCAAGAUAUUCCUGGUCAUUGGUUAGUUACUGGUGCUAAGCUUGGAGUUGACAAAGGAAAAAUUGUACUGAGGAUAAAGUACUCUUUGCUAAACUACUGAUUCAUAUCCCCCAUCCCCUCUUCUCCCCAAAAAUGUGUUAUUUUUUAUUUUUUUUUCCCCUUCACACUAGAAACAAUAGUCAAGGUCAAGCAUUCUUUGCACAGGGAACCGGUUGAGAUAUUUUUUUGGUGUACUUUUGCCUUAUUAGUUUAGAUGAUGAUGGUCAUGCAAAUCAUUGAUUAUGCUAAUGAUUUUGAAUUCAAUUUUGUUUACAGUGACAUCAUUACAUAAAGACAGUUACCAUUUGUUUUA
Arachis duranensis is the source of this 2165-nucleotide messenger RNA. Its product is annotated as MACPF domain-containing protein CAD1. Gene Ontology annotation, biological process: regulation of salicylic acid mediated signaling pathway; plant-type hypersensitive response. The coding region runs from base 207 to 1913 and encodes 568 amino acids. Lineage: Eukaryota; Viridiplantae; Streptophyta; Magnoliopsida; Fabales; Fabaceae. Gene Ontology annotation, cellular component: plasma membrane. The record is from RefSeq and is a predicted model, not a curated record. The transcript is spliced from 6 exons.